UCUAAUGUGUAAGGAAAUAAACCUGCAAAGCUUUCGGACGCUUCUUCUCUCACACUGUAGUCCAAUCAUAUACCUGCAGUACAGCGGCACAUACGAAGGUUUGCGCAGACCAAACGCAACAUUUUUUAAUGUGAAAAUGGGCCUUUUUGAAAGGGUACGAAAGGAAUGGUUUAUCAUAGGAAUAGUGUUAGUGAUCACCUUUGCAAAACUGGAGCCUUCUAUUGGAGUGAAGGGAGGUCCCUUGAAGCCAGAGAUCACAAUUACAUAUGUUGCUGUGACGCUCAUCUUUUUCAACAGUGGAUUGUCUUUAAAAACUGAGGAGCUGACGAGCGCUCUGAUGCACGUGAGGCUUCACCUGUUUGUGCAGAUCUUCACGCUGGUGUUUUUCCCUGCCGCAACAUGGUUAUUCCUGCAGUUCCUGGCAUUUACCACCAUCAACAAAUGGCUGCUAAUAGGAUUACAGACUGUUGGCUGCAUGCCUCCGCCUGUGUCAUCUGCAGUUAUUUUGACCAAAGCUGUUGGUGGAAAUGAGGCAGCUGCUAUAUUCAAUUCCGCCUUUGGAAGUUUUCUGGGUAUUAUAGUAACACCACUGCUGCUCCUGUUUUUUCUUGGCUCUUCCUCCUCAGUGCCUUUCUCCUCCAUCUUCUCCCAGCUUUUCAUGACUGUGGUGGUGCCUCUUAUUAUUGGUCAGAUUGUUCAGCGGUACAGUAAGGAAUGGCUGGAGAGGAAAAAGCUCCCUUUCGGGACCAUCAGCAGCUGUGUGCUCCUCAUGAUUAUUUACACCACCUUCUGCGACACUUUCUCCAACCCCACCAUUGACUUGGACAAGUUCAGCCUGAUCGUCGUCAUCCUCAUCAUAUUCUCCAUCCAGCUAGGCUUCAUGCUUUUAACGUUUCUCUUUUCUACAGGGAAGAAGUCAGGUUUCACUCCAGCAGACACUGUGGCGAUCAUGUUUUGUGCUACACACAAAUCCCUCACUUUAGGGAUUCCAAUGAUGAAGAUCGUGUUUGCAGGCCAUGAGCACCUAUCUUUGAUCUCCAUCCCACUCCUGAUCUACCACCCCACACAAAUCCUCCUGGGUAGUGUGUUAGUCCAUAGCAUAAAGUCGUGGAUGGUCACCAGACAGAAGGCAAUGAAAUUAACUAAGCUGCAGCCUGUAUAACAGGAACCCGAAGUCUUUAGGAACCAGCUUGUUGAACUGCUGGCCCAGGUGAAGGACUCCGUCGUGACCUCGACAUCGCUGAAGGCUUUUUGAGAGAAAGGACACUGCCAUUCAAGUGCCUUAACACAGCUAUCCAGGACCACAGUCUCUGCCUAAACCCAACAGGUUUGGUGCUGCAGGUGGCAUUCUUCUGAAUUUUUUAAAAAAUAAAUCUAUUUUUUUUAAAUAAGGGAUGAAACUAUAAUGACAAAGAUCAGUGUGUCAGUGUCCAACACUAAAUUGCCAUGGCAAUAUUUAAAGCUUUCCUUAAUUGUGAUGGACUAAUUAGGUGAAUGUAGCUGUGGGUUUUUUAUCUAUACUUUUUUAUUUUUUUGUUGUCUGUUAUCUUUUAGAAUAUAAGUGAAAGAGUUCACAGUUUUGGCUUGCUGUCCAGCUGAAUUUGGCUAAACACACUCAAUGUGCUUUUCUGUUGUUGGAAUAAAACACCAUAGACCGAAUGAGGUAGAGGCAUUUACCCCAAAAUAUUAUGCCCAUGGUUGCCCUGAGUUUUUACAAGACCUUUAAUGUGAGUCAUGAAAUCAGUUCACCUAAAUAAGCACGUCUCUGAAAACCUUGUAUACCAUCCAAACCCCCUGAAUUGUAGCUGAUAUAACCUGUAACACAAAAGUUCUUUCACUGAUAGAAAAUAAUGUAGCUCAAAGAGUUGCAUUUUGUAAGUGGAAAUCUGAGGGUAGCUAGACAGUCUGUAAUAAUGUCAUUUAGCAUGCGGUGUAUUAAAAUAGGUUAAUGUGUUCUUGCCUAGAGGGCCUCAAAUACCUUAACAGAAAACUCUCUUUAGUAAGAGUUCCAUUAAGAAAGAACACAGUGCCCUAUUAAUACUCUUUAAAGUGCUGCUGCUUGGAAGAAAUAAAAUUUGCAGAGCUGCAGACUUAUUUGUUAUUUCCAUGGCUAUCUCUGUUCUUGAUUUCAUGUAAUUUUCUAAAAUGACAAUUCUGCAGUUCUGCCUUGCCAGCAAGUGGACCUACAUUCUGUUGGAAGUUUACUGAUCAUGUCUCCUCCACACAGCAGCCCAGACUAACAGUAACGCAAUGAUAAGAUGCAUUAUUUCCUGUGCUCAUCUGUUUUACUGAAGUUCCCCAUUUAGAACUGCUUGGCACUUUUGUAUACGUUCUCUGUAGUGCCACUGCAUGUAUUUCAUCAGCUUGAAAGCUAAGUAACUCAAAGAUGCCAAACCUAUUUCCCUGAGGAGAUGGAGUGAAAAUGAGCAAUCCUGCAGUGGAAAUCAACUUUGCGUUGGACACAGACCAAUGAAGGGCGCUCUCAGAUUUAACAAGAUUGCAACUCCAUGGGUGACAGGCCUGGCUGCCCUCCAUGUGCAAGAACAGGCUGCUGCCAUUGACUUUGCUUACAGUAUAUUCCAGUCUUGGACAUAUCACAGUAUGUGGAUUCCAGACAUGUGCCCUCUUGUCUUCUGGCUGUUCUUGUGUAAAAAUGUCAAAGUUCCCAAUCCCAGUUACAGAAAACAGCUUCUUUGUAUCUUAGAAGAGUUACAUCUUGCGGCCUCAAAACCGUCUCCUGCUUCAAUCUUCAAACCUUGUCCAGUGCAGUGAUCUGCCUCAAACUGAAAGACAUUAGUUUAGUACUAUUCUUUAAACACUUGCUUGGCCUCUAGGAAAAAACAAUUUAACAUAUAUUCUUCAUAUAUGUUACUGGAGUGCAACCAUGAUUUAUUUUCUGCAUCUGCUAUAUAUUUUACAAGGGUUUGAACUGAUGAUAAACACCUUUACCAAACAUUCCAAUUACAGCAGGGAAGGUCCAUUUUUUCAUAUGAUUCUUGGAUGAUGAGUUGCUAGGAUGUUGACUGGCCACUAACAUUGUUUUGUUUUAGAUUUUUCUAAUCCAUUUUUAGUUUUUUUUUCCUAAAAAAGUCCCUGUUUAUUCCUGCUGUGUUAGCUGCAAUAUUAAAAUAUUCCCCAUCGUACAGCUUAAAUUAACAUUGUCAGAAUGUUUUCCUCCAAAAUGGAGGAAUAAAAUAGAGGUUCAAAAUUUAGUUCCGUACUUGUUUCAAUCUCUGUUUUCCCCUUUGCUCAUUGGUUUGAUUGUAAAUUCUGCUCCUGUGGUUUUUUCUAACUGUGUGAUACAUUCUGUCUCCCAUUUAAAACAAGGAGAUGGGGUUAAAUUGAUUACAGAAAUACAUUUAUUCUGGAUAAUUCGUAGAUAUAAUAUGAGCUGCUUUGACAUAAAAGCUAUACAACCAGUCCAGAAAUUCAUCAUGGGGUAUAGUAUAUCUUAUUACAAAAAAAAAAACUUUUGCUUAAAUUUUGUGCAAGGUGUUCUGUGCAUCUGUGAGAAGGCUUUGAUAUGAUAAAUACCACCAAAAGCAGACAUGACAUUUAAACCUUUGUGCAAGACUCUGAAUACCACUUCACUUCUACCCACAACUACCCUUCACAAAUUGUACCUACUGUAGAGUGUUGUAUUGUAAUUCAGUGCCAGUGUUGGCCGUUGGCUGCUCUGGCGUAAAGGUGACUGACAGCCUAUAAAUGCCUUUUGAUGGGGGUAUAAAGGAGCCCAGGGGGGUAACUCCUGAUGGCUCUGGUGCAGCUCGGGUUCUGCAGUGUCCGUUGGCAGUUCUACCUUAUACAUUUUCGAGGAUAACAGGCUCAUUCUGUCUAACAAAGGGAAAGGGUGUGUGUAUCUGAACUUUCCUGUACAUUGCUGCUGUCUUUAUAAUGUUAGUGGGGUAGGAAGAUCAGGGACCUUUAAAGGUUUCAGUCUGGGAUCAAAUUGCUUCUGUUCUUUUUUGCUUUUUAUUUUCUUUUGCCAGUGUACCUUUGUUUCCUUAGACCUUUUGGAAAACCUCAAGAAUAAAGAAUUGCUAUAGAUGCCAACGUUUGGAAAGAAUCUGGGUCCAUACACCACACAAGCAUAUUGAGUGCUGAACUGUCGGUUGUACUGUCACAUUUUGUACGAAGGGUACAUUUACACAAUACGCACGUCAUCAGUCCUGGUCUGCAGAAUUUCUGCCCUGUCUGGAAUCCGUAUUGAGACUUCUAGAAAGUGAGGUUACUGCGGUGUGUGCAAGGUUACAGGUGUCAACCAAAGAAUAGCACACACAAACACAAAAGGAUGCUUUUCUGGUGAGAUGAAAGGCUGAGAUAGAUUCUACCUCUUUUCAUGGAUAAUGUGAACAGGAGUAAACCUCUUAGGAACCCUUUGGGAUGAAAAGCACUAUUUAAAUGUAAUUCUGUAUUCUUAUAAUCAUUAUUACUAUCUUGAAUAAUUCCGUCCUCUCCACAGAUAACUGUCGUUGUAAAAAUCCCUCUUAGGUUGUAUCCUGUAGCUGAUACACUUGACAUGGCUGAAUAUAAGUCGAUAUAACCAUUAAAUCGGUAUGUGGGGUGUGUCCUGAGCCAAACCCUGGGUCUUUUUAAACCAACUCCCUCACUCAGAUUCUCUGACAAACACAGACUGAAACUAUCCACAAACUAGUAGAUGCAUAUUAUUCAUUAAACCUAUGCCUGUAGCUGUCUGUAACACACAGUGCACAGUCAGUUACUACCCAGUCAGCCACUGGCAAACUAUGGGCCAUCCUUCUUAGGCUAUUUCUGUAUGAUAAAACUAAAAUGCAAUGUGUUAGUUGAAGUGAUAUUCUAUACUUCUUUUUGAGGUAAUCAGGUAGUUCUCAAUUUACAUACUCUUAAUUUGCAUGUUUUCUUUUUAACACACCUGAGGAAUAUAUGCUACUUAAUUUAGGACAAAUUCUUUCUCAUUUUGAGGUGCUUUGGCUCGGCAAGCAACAGGCAAGUUGACAGAAUGAUCAAGACACUGUGAAAAAUAUUUUGAAAAGGAUAUCUCAAUACAGAUAAUUGUUUUAAAUGAAAAUAAAUAUUGUUAGUCAUUAAAAUUCCAAAUCCACAACCUCAGCUAAAUAAAUAAAACUAUUAAAAACAGUUGACAAGAAAAACCUGAAUAAGGAAAAAUGAUUUGAAAUGCUAGUUUACAAGUUUUGUAAUAAAUUGUAUUUAAAAUGUUCACUGAGAGUAAGAAAAACAGUUCAUGAGUGCAGUUCAUGAGUCAUACAUUUCCACGCUGUCCACACACCAUUACCAACAGUCUUCCCUUCACAAAGUACUGGAAAUAUAUUAAACACUAACAAACAUUUAGUUUAGAAUGAGUUUUGAUACCACUAUACUGUAUAAACACCUUACAUGAAUAAAGAUGAGCAAUUUAUUUUUUUUGCGAGAUCAGCCAUCUGGUUAAGACUGAACCCAGAACACAUCUUUCUGCUUUACACACACUGUUACAUGAAAAUCUGUUUUAAUUUGCACAUUUAUGAGUUGCUCUGCAUCUUUAAGGAGUGUAUCUGCUGUGUAAAUCGAUAACUACUGGAAUAUGUUUUUUAUUUUUGUAUUUACGACAACGUUGGAGAAAAACAGUAUUGCUGAUCUCAUAAUGUACUGUACAUCUGAAAGUUCACAGUGUUUUAGAACAUUCUUUGUGUAGAUUAAUAAUUACUUUACACUUAAUACAUUGAAAAAAGCUUGUCAUACCUGACCUUGGGCUCAUAUGUAGGAGUUGGUCCCCCUUCCUCACAAGUCAAGCUACAGUAUCAGUGAAAAUGUGUUUUAGUCUUUUUUGCAAUGACCAGACAACAUGAGUGUUUGUAAAUAUUCUUUUGUGAACAAGAAAAUGAAAAUACUUCUGAAAAAUAAGGAGUGUUGGGCUGGAGCAUAGGGAGAGAUUUUUCAUGAUACUGAACUCAUCUCAGAGAUGGUCCCUAUGGUCACUUCAUGCUAGAAACAAGAACCAGAGAGUGGUUACAAGACAAACACAGACCAUGACAUUUAAGCAACAUUAGUAAUAGUCCCAUAUUAUAAAAAAUAAAAUAUAAGCUGCAGAAUUACAACAAAGCAAUUCUAUUUUGGGAUUUGGUGACAUUUUAUAAACCUCCUGGGCUGUGGUUUAUUAAAACAUAUACUAACGCAUGAUUUAAUGAAGAUACUAGAAGUUCUUACAAAAUUUAUAAAGAUCUGUUUGUCUCAACUCAUAAUAAUAAACCCGAAUCUUAACAUUCUACACAACAGAGUACUGUGUUGUUUCUCUUUCAUAAAAUAUGGCACAAAUUUUAAAACUUUUUUCCAAGUUUAACUUUUUUCUAAUUUUUUUUUUUGGUUCAUCUUAAUAUGCGAGAAGGCAAAGUUGUGCAGAUUCAAACUUUUGUGAAUUUAUUUAACAUUUAUUUCUGUAUUUACACUGUCACUGGGGACAUAUUCCUACAGUUUAUGAUAUGCCUCUAUAUGUGUGAUACUUGAUGACCUGCAAUCAAUUAUUUUGCUUUAGGUUUUCUUUUUCUCCCUUUACAAAAUGUUUUUUUAAUUAAAACUGCAAUCACAUCUCCCGUCUCUUCAAAACCAUCCUUAAUGUUGUUGUGGAUUUUGAAGCCCUUCUCCUGUUUUCCAAGUUGUCUUAAAAUGUUUGCUUCUAUUUUUAUUCUGUUUUCCUAAUCAUAAACUUUAUUGGGAAAGUGAGAAAUAUGUCAUCUUGAAAUUAAAUGUUUGAAAAUUUUGAUAUUAAAAAACUGGGGUCCUUGCAUUUAAGGCACUUUUUAUCUUUUUUUAAUGAUGUAGUUGUUUACAGUUAUAGAUAAAUUAUUUAAAAGGGUUGUAUAAAUGGGUGGACAAAAAUAUCAGCCAAAUAAAUCAAUAAGUAGUAAAUAACAGGAAAAUACAAUAUAUUUGGCUAAUGAGCUGCUUUGCAUCCUAAAAGCUUACCUUGUGAGGGACUCUGCUUACUAAAGAAAUGUGGUGUUAUUCUCUGUUCCUUUCAUUUCUUUUAAACAGCAAAAAUGUUACUAAAGGGACCAUUAAUCAUUUAUUAGUCAUAUACUGUACAAAUGUUUAAUGGCAAUGUGAGAUAUAACCUCUUGAGUUACACUUAAAAUUGUAACUUGACUAAAUUUGUCAAAAGCCUAAAAAGUAUUGAGGUGUUCUCAUGCAAGUGUGACAUUUUUCACGCAUUGAUAUUUCUAUGGUUUAUAAUACUUAAAAGCAUCAUACAAUUAUGAAAUGUAUCAUUUAUUAUAUUCCAGAUAAGGCAAACAGUUCAAAAGCUGAAUAUCUCUGGAGUUUGCGUUACAAAGCAAAGUGAACUUGUUCCCUUCAUUUUAAAAUGUGUUUGUAUUGCAUUCCCAGACUGCCAAACAAACUAAAUAUUGAAGCCAAAUGAUUUCAGGUGUAUUGUUGUUUUUGUCUUAAUUGUUUGUCAUUUUGUUGCAAGUGUUCCUUCAGUUUUUUAUCUGUUAGUGACAUAUCCUUGUUACUUCUGAGACUGUAUAAUAAAAAGUUGCAAGAUUCUAAAUCACU
Messenger RNA from Lepisosteus oculatus (spotted gar), 7527 nucleotides. RefSeq names its product solute carrier family 10 member 7 (gene slc10a7). Lineage: Eukaryota; Metazoa; Chordata; Actinopteri; Semionotiformes; Lepisosteidae. Gene Ontology annotation, cellular component: plasma membrane. The record is from RefSeq and is a predicted model, not a curated record.